GACGGAAGAAUGGAGAAAGACAGAGAUGACUGUGGUCCUGCAGCGCCUAUACUGACUGCUUUGUUUUGAUCUACGAGGGCACGCGUGAUGUAUUUGUUUCAUUGUUUGCAUGUUAUCUAGGAAAACCUGAUAUUUUUUCGAUUAACGUACACCGGACCGCGACUGUAAACCCACAGAAGUCAGCAGCACCACCGACGCCCCCUCUCCAGCCUCACUGGUUGGCUCUCACUCCUCACCGCAGCUCGUGUUGAGUUGACCCCCUCUGGACUAGAGAGAGAGAGAGAGAGAGAGAGCGGCUUGUGAUGACAGCUGAGAGAUGAGCUCGGCCAGAUGACCGUGUCAAACACCGACGGUCCCUAGCAAGCAUUCUCUCCACCGUUGUGACAGAGCCACGUUUAUUGCGGAGAAAUGGACAUUUGAUCACUUCAGAGUUGCAGCGAAUGGGCUGGAUUGCGUAAGACCGCGCGGUGAUUUCGGAGUUCGAGCUUCUACGAGCGACUCUUCAAACAUGAAUAACACGAAGAAUCCGCGAGACAGUGACAUCCAGAAGAAGAUCGACUAUGAGAUCCGUAUGCGUGAGGGUGCGUGUAAGCUGCUGGCUGCAUGUUCUCAGAGGGACCAAGCGCUGGAGGCCUCCAAGAGCCUCCUCACCUGCAACGCCCGCAUCAUGGCCUACAUGUCAGAGCUGCAGCGCAUGAAGGAGGCGCAGGUCAUGCAGCGGAUUGCACGCAGGUCUUCUGAUGCCGGUCCAAUGGAUGACCGAUCCCCAUGUAAAGGCAAAGUAGCCAUUUCAGAUCUCCGGAUACCUCUUAUGUGGAAAGACACAGAGUAUUUUAAGAAUAAAGGAGAGCUGCAUCGGUGUGCUGUGUUCUGUCUGCUGCAGUUGGGUGGUGAGAUCUUUGACACAGACAUGGUGAUGGUGGACCGGACGCUGACAGACAUUUGCUUUGACAACACAAUUGUCUUUAAUGAGGCCGGGCCUGGGUUCGAGCUGCGUGUGGAGCUGUAUAGCUGUUGUUCAGAGGACGACUACUCAGCAGGCAGCACACCGAGGAAGCUGGCCAGCAAGCUGAGCUCGUCUCUAGGCAGGUCAACGGGAAAGAAAAUGAAGGCAGGCUUGGAGCCUGGAGCCUGCAGUCCCACCAGUAAUGGAGGAGGAGCGACAAUCCUGCUGCCUGUGCCCUCUGUACCGGGGCCCAAAUAUCAUCUUUUGGCUCACACGACCCUCAAUCUCUCUCACGUCCAGGACAGCUUCCGCACACAUGACCUCACCAUCACAGGAAACGAGGAGUGUUCGUACUGGCUGCCUCUGUAUGGCAGUGUGUGUUGUCGUCUGGCCGCUCAACCUCACUGUAUGACACAGCAGAUGAUGAGUGGCUGUCUAAGGGUAAAGCUUGGAGGUGAGCCACAAGGCUGGACAAAUGUCUAUGGUGUUUUAAAAGGAACAAAUCUCUUCUGUUAUCAUCAAAAAGAGGACAUGGAGGCCAGUGUGGAGCCCGUCUUAACUAUUGGUAUUAACAAAGAGACAAGAAUAAGAGCUGCAGAGAAGGACCCUCACAGCAAGGCACAGAAUAUCUGUAUCACUAACCAGUAUGGAGGAGAGGAGGUGACACACACACUAGCAGCGGACAGCAGAGAGGACACACAGCACUGGAUGGAAGCAUUCUGGCAACAGUUCUAUGAUAUGAGCCAGUGGAGGCAGUGCUGUGACGACCUGAUGAAGAUCGAGCUGCCUUCACCACGCAAGCCUGCCAUAGUCACGCCGAAGCAGGGCUCCCUGUACCAUGAGAUGGUUAUUGACGCCUCUGACGACAUUGGAACGGUCACUGACAUCCUGGCGCGUCGUAUUGAAGAGUUUGAGCUGAGGACCCAGCUCGAAUCGCCACCUCACUGGAUGUCCCUGUUUGCAGAAGAUCCCCCGAGAACGCCCCUCAACCGCCAGCACCUGCCACCCCACUCGCCUAGCCCUCGCCUGCACAGCCGCCAGCCCCGCAGCCCACGCUGCCACCGCACACCCGGCCUUCUGUCCUCCAACGCCAGUCUGACCUCAGACAGCGACAGUCCCGCCAGCGCCAGCCCCUGCUUCCGCCAGGCAUGGUCCCCCGACACCUCUUCCUCCUCCGCUCACUUCCGCCCGCGUACCCUCUCCCUGGACGCCAAGCUCUCCACUCUGCGCUUCCGGUGCGCCUGCCAGCCGCCCACCGCCGGCUCUGUGUCUCCUCGCCCCGCUCAGACUGCUCUGUCCUGCUCCAGUUCCACUUCCAGCAGCAGCUCCAGUGAGGGCAGCAACAGUCAGGAGUCAGACCUGGGCUUCUCUAGACCGUCCAGCGCUCGCCGCAGCCUGAGGAACCUGAGAGCCAAGCUAGACCCCAGGAACUGGCUGCAGAGUCAGGUGUAGCUGUCACACUUCCUCUGGUUACUAUCAGAGCCAUCGUAACUUCCUGUGUCCCCCUGGAAAAAAACUGGAAUACCUGAGGUCAUGUUUGCUCAACAUCUGUCAUUGCAUCCUUUUUACAUCAACUGGGAGAGACAACAUGCAAAAUUAACUUUUUCUUCUGCCUUUUAAAGGAGCUUCUACAAUGGGAACUGAACAUAUAAUACACCAUGAUAUAUAUACAGUAUAGCAUUACACAUUGUCUCUGCAUGAAAUGGCCAUUAUUUUGGACCUUUGGAGAAAGUUGUGUUUUUAUGUGAGAGAGAUUCCUGAUACAGUGGUUUUAGACUGGACUGAAGCAGUUGCCUUGGUGUUGUAAGAUCUGAAUUUUUUUACUUUUUGACCAGCUAUUGUUUCAGUGCAUCGUUUUAGAUAUAUGCUUUAGAAGGUGCUGUUAGGCUCAACACUGUCUCAAGUAUUCGUCAUCACAAACAUUAAAGGCUGGCCAUACACUACCAUUCAAAAGAAGUUUGGGGUCAUGUGAUAUUUUUCUAUUGUUUAUUUUUUGAAAGAAGUUUCUUAUAAUCACCAAGCCCACAUUUAUUUGAUCAAAAAUAUUUAUCAGAAAAUGCACUUUAUUCCUGUGAUGGUUAAGCUGAAUUUUCAGCAUCAUUACUCCAGUCUUUAGUGCCACAUGAUCCUUCAGAAAUCACUCUAAAAUUAUGAUUUGCUGCUCAAGUUGUGCUGCUUAAUCUUUUUGUGGAACAGCAUUUAUUUGAAAUCUACAUUUUUGUAACAAUGUAAUGCUGGAUUAAAAAAAAAAAUUAUUUCAAAAGAUAUCUUUCUGACCCCAAACUUAAAUUUGUUGUGUAUUUUCAGGAUCAAUGAGUUUCAUGGAAACACAGUAUUAAUAAAUCUAACGUGUGAAAGUUAGCUUAAAGGAGAGUUCACCUAAAAAUGACAAUUCUGUCAUCAUUUCCACCCUCAUGUCAUUCCAAACCUGUAUUACCUUGUUUCCUCUGUGGAACAUAUUUUGAUAUUUUGAGAAAUGUCUCAUUGUUUUCUUCCAUAUAAGUCAAUGGUAUCCAAAACGGUUUGGUCACUAACAUUCUUCAAAAUCUGUUAGUUUGUGUUCUACAUAAGAAAGUCAUACAGGUAAAUGAUAUAAAUUCAUGUGAGUAAAUGACAGAAUUGUAAUUUUUGGGUGAACAAUCCUUUUACCACUGAUGAAUUUCACUUUAUUAACAAGUGAAACUGCAUCUUAAGAUCACCAACCUGCAAGUUACCAAUAAUUGACUUUCUUUCAAGGUGCACUCGAGUCAUUUUUGUUGAUGUUGUGCUAAAUGGUCGCUUUGGACA
Rhinichthys klamathensis goyatoka is the source of this 3733-nucleotide messenger RNA. It is a transcript of the gene rtkna, whose product is annotated as rhotekin a. The record is from RefSeq and is a predicted model, not a curated record. The transcript has 12 exons. Gene Ontology annotation, cellular component: actomyosin contractile ring. NCBI's taxonomy places the organism in Eukaryota, Metazoa, Chordata, Actinopteri, Cypriniformes, Leuciscidae. Gene Ontology annotation, biological process: mitotic cytokinesis; signal transduction; septin ring organization. Bases 509 to 2398 code for a protein of 629 amino acids.